Molecule: messenger RNA, 468 nt
Organism: Vicia faba (fava bean)
Lineage: Eukaryota; Viridiplantae; Streptophyta; Magnoliopsida; Fabales; Fabaceae
Source: the annotation of a GenBank genome assembly
AUGUCAGACCAUCGAAAUGGAAGUGCACAAGCUGCCAAUGGAAAAUCUAGUGCAGCUGCAAAUAUCUGGGGCUCUUCUGAUGCAGUUGCUGUCGCAUGUCCUCCACCUUCAGAAGAUCUAAGAUACCUGAAAUCUACUGCUCUAUUCUUGUGGCUCCUUGGAUUUGAGUUCCCGGAAACAAUUAUGGUUUUCACAAAGGCGCAGAUCCACAUAUUGUGCAGCCAAAAGAAGGCAUCUAUUAUUGAAUCUGUCAAAAAAUCUGCCAGAGAGUCAGUUGGUGUGGAGAUUGUAUUGCACGUCAAGCCUAAAAAUGAUGAUGGAGCUUCUCUUAUGGAAGCUAUUAACCGUGCGCAUCCGCUACUGUCAACGACCUUGGCUAGUAACUUUCGUUUUCUACACGCUUGGCUGGGGGUAGACCAAACUCCAUGGGUGAAGGCACUGUCAUGUCAGGUAUCAUCAGGACUUUAA